AUGGGGGUGCUGGCGCUUCUCUGCUGCCUACUGCGGGCCGGCAGCACCGCCCUCCUGGAGCCUGCAGGCACCCGGCUUGGGGAGGAGGGCGGCGGCGGUGGUCCGGGCCGCCGUCCGUGGGACGGAGGCGGCCGGGAGAAAGAAGCGGCGGCGGCGGCCCUCCGGGAAAGUGCUAAAAGAAUUAGAUUACUGAAUUCAUCACCAAAAGAUAAUACAACUGCUUUCUACGGGAUAAAUCAGUUUUCUCACCUGUUUCCUGAAGAGUUCAAAGCUAUUUACUUAAGAAGCAUACCUCACAAACUUCCCAGAUACAUAAAAGUGCCAAAGGGAAAGGAAAAACCUUUGCCAAAGAAGUUUGACUGGAGGGACAAGAAAGUCAUUGCAGAAGUGAGAAAUCAGCGAACAUGUGGAGGCUGCUGGGCUUUCAGUGUUGUGGGUGGUAUAGAGUCUGCCUAUGCAAUUAAAGGAAAUAAACUGGAAGAACUCAGUGUACAGCAGGUUAUUGACUGUUCAUACAAUAAUUACGGCUGCAGCGGGGGAUCCACUGUUAGUGCUUUGAGCUGGCUGAACCAGACAAAAGUAAAACUUGUGAGAGAUUCAGAAUACACUUUUAAAGCUCAGACAGGACUGUGCCAUUAUUUUGGUCGCUCAGAUUUUGGAGUUUCAAUAACAGGAUUUGCUGCAUAUGACUUCAGCGGUCAGGAAGAAGAAAUGAUGAGGAUGCUUGUUAACUGGGGCCCUUUGGCAGUAACAGUAGAUGCGGUUAGCUGGCAGGAUUAUCUUGGUGGGAUCAUACAGUACCACUGCUCCAGUGGAAGAGCAAAUCAUGCUGUUCUAAUAACUGGUUUUGACAGAACAGGUAGUAUCCCUUACUGGAUUGUGCAGAACUCUUGGGGGCCUACGUGGGGAAUAGAUGGCUAUGUUCGUGUUAAGAUAGGCGGCAAUGUCUGUGGUAUAGCAGAUAUAGUUUCAUCAGUAUUUGUUUGACACUUACUGGCCAAAGACCAUGAUUAUUGUUUGGAUAAUAGUUUGGCACACACUUGAUGUGAAGAUUUACUUCAAAGCAACAUUUUAUAAAAUAAGAAAUGACUGUAAGGGCAAUUCCUGCUUUUAGACAGUACAGGAAUGGGUUGGCUGGAGUUUUUAAAAGUGUUUUUAUUUGGAAUGUGCAUUGAGUAUGAAAUCUCGUGGAAUAAGAAGACUCGAAAUCAGCUGGAGAGGAUGCAAAAAGAAGUUACAAAAAUGGACUGAAACUGUGAAUGUGAACUCUAUCCAAGUGUUGAAUACUACUCCAUAAAAAAAACUUCCAAGGAAAGAAGUGAUGAAAAAUGAUAAGGAAUUUCGGUCAAAUAAUCAAUAGUAUGACAACAUACAAUCAAAAUGCUUUGGAUAUAAGAAGAACCAUAAUUAGGUCUGCUUUUACUUGGUGAGGAGGAAGGGCAGAUGGAAGAAAAUAUUAUCUCUGUUUUGCUUUGAUACCUGUCUAGCACCUCUGACAGACACACACAUUUUGUCUUCCUCCUUUUUGUGAAAUCCUACUUUAAAGCUAGAAUAAUAGAAGAAGGAAAUGGAGAGUCAAAGUUGU
Gavia stellata (red-throated loon) is the source of this 1585-nucleotide messenger RNA. RefSeq names its product cathepsin O (gene CTSO). The transcript is spliced from 8 exons. Gene Ontology annotation, molecular function: cysteine-type endopeptidase activity. Gene Ontology annotation, cellular component: lysosome. The record is from RefSeq and is a predicted model, not a curated record. Lineage: Eukaryota; Metazoa; Chordata; Aves; Gaviiformes; Gaviidae. The coding region runs from base 1 to 987 and encodes 328 amino acids.